AUGUAUUCCCUGCACUUGGUCCUUGCUCUCUUCGGCCAGGCGGCCAUGAUCGCCGCCGUGCCCCUCCAGCCCCUUAGGGUCAUCCAGAUCGACGAGAGGGCCAUCGGUGACCUCGACACAAUCGAGAAGGCGCUGGCUCCCGUGUCCGAGUCACUCGCCAACGUCGAUGCCGCAAUCCUGUCCUUGGAUGGCGGUCCCGUCACAGCAAACAACCUCCUCAUUUUCUCCCAACAAGCCCAGGUCGCUACGGACCAGGCCACGGUCCAGAUCCAGGCCGUCGACGAACUCGGCGCUUUCAGAGCUGCCAGGCUCCGCCGGACCACAGACGCCCUCAUCGAUCAGACGACUACCACAGUUGGGGACUUGGUCUCCCGCAAACCCAUCCUCGACAACCUUGGUGUCAGCGGCGUCGCCUUGGAGUCCCUUCAGAGGCAGAAGAUCUCUAGCAUGGCAUUGACCGCCGCUCUGGAGGAGAAAGUCCCCAGAGUCGGCCAGAGAAUCGCGGCUGAGGGCAGACUUCAGCUCGAGUCUGUGCUGGACCAGGGCAUCGCCGCCUACUCUGUACCGGCCGCUGCCACCGUUCCCGCCAACCCCAACGGGAUCCCGAUCGCCGCUCCUGCUCCCCCUGCGGCAGCUCCGGCUCCCCCUGCUGAUCAGCCUGCCCCUCCCGCUGCUUCCCCGGCGCCUCCCGCUGCUUCCCCGGCUCCUCCUGCCGCAGCACCGGCGCCUCCCGCGGCUGCCCCCGUCCCCCCUGCUGUCCCAGCAGUGGGCGCUCCCAUACCCGCCCCGGUACCUCAGCCGGCGCCGGCCGUUGGCGCUCCUCCCGCAGUGGCACCCGCCCCGGUUCCUGCGCCUGUUCCCAAUGUGCCUGCGGCUCCUAUGCCAGUGCCGGUCCCGCCCCCUCAGAUCACUCCCCCUACCGGCCGUAAGGACCGUAAGAGGAAGAAGAAGGCCAACAGACUCCUCGAGGUUGAGGAGGAGGACGGUACUGCCAAUGCGGCCGUCGAGUCGGUCGAGCAGUAA
This is a messenger RNA of Colletotrichum higginsianum IMI 349063, 1023 nucleotides long. Its product is annotated as Cell wall protein. Lineage: Eukaryota; Fungi; Ascomycota; Sordariomycetes; Glomerellales; Glomerellaceae. The transcript has a single exon. The record is from RefSeq and is a predicted model, not a curated record. Gene Ontology annotation, cellular component: extracellular region. The coding region runs from base 1 to 1023 and encodes 340 amino acids.